Molecule: messenger RNA, 1577 nt
Organism: Daldinia caldariorum
Lineage: Eukaryota; Fungi; Ascomycota; Sordariomycetes; Xylariales; Hypoxylaceae
Product: RNA-binding domain-containing protein
Exons: 3
Coding region: 131-1045 (304 amino acids)
Molecular function (GO): RNA binding
Source: RefSeq, a predicted model, not a curated record
UUAAAAAAAAAGUUUCUUCUGGAGAAUCACAUAUAAACUGAGAUUUCUACAUAUUGUGAAUCUUCCAUCCUAAUUGUUCAGUAGGGAUUUUCUUUGAUUCAACAAAUUUUGCAAAAAACCAAAAAUCAAAAUGCAUUCCCUCCGACGCGCAGCUGCUAGAGCAGCAUGCUCUUCAAUUGCGGUCGCUACCCCGCGCAAGCAGAUUGCUUCUUUUGCCAUGCAGAUUUGCAAGGCAAGCGCGCGCCCGGCUACUCUCAUGCCUGUAGCUCGUCACUUCUCCAUGACAUCGCGCAUGGCCCAGGAUGAGAGCGAGAAUGCCGCCGUCGAACAGGCUAUUGGUUCUGCUGAGCAGAACCAAGGCCCGGUGGACCCGGACCUGGCCAAGAAGAUCUAUAUCAGAAACCUUCCUUUCGAUGCGACGGAAGAUAUGGUCAGGGAAGCGUUCAGCAAGUACGGAGAGAUUACGCACCUUCAGUUAGCCCGUGAUCCCUCGGGUGCCAGUAAAGGCUUCUGCUUCAUCUCCUUUGCCGAUGAAGCUGAGGCAACUCGGGCCAUUGAGGAGGGAGACAAUUCAUUCUGGCAGGGCCGUCGCCUCUUUGUUCAACCCAGAACAUCAGGCACCAGUUCCUCGCGGGCCCCCAAGGCCCCGGCAGAUCCCUCAACCUCUCUCUACAUUGGUAACAUCCCGUACGAGACAUCCGAUGCCGACCUGAACACCAUCUUCCGGGAUCUGGAAAAUGUCGUCAACGUCCGCGUAGCUGUGGACCGCAACACUGGCUGGCCUCGUGGCUUUGCCCACGCUGAUUUCAGGACUGUCGAGGACGCACAGAAGGCGUUCGACAAGCUCCAGGGUUUCAUGCUCGGACAGCGUACUCUACGUAUUGACUUCGCCGCCCCUCCUAAGCCUGCUGGAUCUGGACCCCGACGAGAUGGAUAUGGCCAGGGCCGAGACAACAACCGCGGCCGAGACAACAACCGCGGCCGGGACAACAACCGUGGCCGGGACAACUACGGCUCAAACAACUAUGGCUCAAACAACUAUUAGCCCGUAGACAGGUUUUCGAUGGGAGUGGUGCUUUCGCCUUGGAAUUAGGUAAUGGCCAUAAUUAUAUCUUCUGGCAAGGCAUUUUUCGGGCAAACGAUGCGAUAUGUGACAUGUGAUCAGGAAAGCCACGAUGGACGAGAGGUUCGAGGCUUUAUAUGGAUCAGGUCUUGCCAGUAGCUAUCCAUCCGAUAAUGGAAAGCUGACUAGGUAAAUUGUAUGUAACAACAUGAGUUCAGGUUCUUUUAAGAAAGAGCCGCCUCUACCAAAAAUUCGGUAGUUAGCACGAAACCCAGUUUACUAGGAAACUGAAUGUACAACUUCUCUCCGAUCAUUUUUCAUUCUUCAAUACGUCUUCGCUUAACGAUUAACGUAGUGUGUAUGACAUGGAAAAUAUUAAUAUAAAAAAAAUACUCAGUAGCUCGCAUACGGUAACUACCUAAAGUAGUAUAAUAUGUGCAAAUUUGUCACAAGUUCAGACUUUUUUCAAGAAUAACUAGUAGUAGUAGAUGUAUGAAUACCUACCUACCUCAGG